This is a messenger RNA of Drechmeria coniospora, 420 nucleotides long. RefSeq lists its product as uncharacterized. The record is from RefSeq and is a predicted model, not a curated record. Bases 1 to 420 code for a protein of 139 amino acids. NCBI's taxonomy places the organism in Eukaryota, Fungi, Ascomycota, Sordariomycetes, Hypocreales, Ophiocordycipitaceae. The transcript has 4 exons.
AUGUCGUCGUCGAUGAGGAUCCCCGGCGGCCGAUCGGCAACGGCGGCGGCGGCGGCGGCGGCGGCAGGGUACGAGAACGACAAGGCCGUGGGCAGCUCCUCCGGCAGCUCCUAUUCGAGCUCGCCAUCGCCGUCGUCCCCCUCGACGAGCCCAAACGCCACGACGCUGCAUUGUCGGCGUCCCAGCCUGCUGAGCUCGGCCAUCUCGAAGCAGCAAUGCACCGUCAUCAACGUCGGCGACCCCGACGGCCCUCCCCGGCUGAUAUCCUAUCUCUCCUCGAGCCAGGGCUUCGUCUGGAAUCCAGAGAUCUUCCUGCCGUCGUACGUCGAUUGCGAAUACGAACCGCUCGAGAACCAGUGCGAGCCGGUGCAUGAAAUCGUCCUCAGCGACGACGAGCUGAAGGACAUGCUUCCGCAAUGA